CAGACUUAAGAAGGGAUGCUUCAAGGAGUUAUCUAGUGCAACUUUUUGACCGUUCAUCCCGUUCAUCCUCGAUUCCAUCAAAUCAAUUUAUUUCUCUUUCAACUAAGAAUUAGCCCACGUUAGAUUUUUUCUCUUUAAAAUUCAAUAGCCUGGUUAGCUAAUAGUAUUAAUAAUAAUAAAAAAAAAGAGAGAACAGCGUAGGAAGUUUUGCAAUCUGACUGCGCCACUUAAAAUUGUAAACAAGGAACGGUAUAGCAAAAAUGGACUACUCGUCAAUGCUUAAACACUUAGCAAAGGAGGCCGGUAUCGUUGUGCCUCCUAAUUCCUUUUCUAAAUCUGGUUCACCUUCUCUUAAUAAAAAUGAAAAAUCAAGUAAACUAAGUAAGUGUUCAAAGUGCGGUGGAACACGUACCGCGAUAGGGUGGUGUCGACCAUGCGACACAGCAAAACUAAAAGCUCAUUUCAAGAAUUGGACAAGUGGCAACGAAGAACUCGACCAGUUUAUAAGAGAAACUCAACUAAACGCGAAUACACCUUUUGAUUAUAUGCGUUGGAUUAAUUUCGACAGUUUCUCAGAUGUUAAGUUUGAAGCUCAAGGUGGCUUCGGUUUGGUUUAUUCAGCAAAAUCUAGUGCAUGGGGUAAAGUUGCACUCAAGUUUCUUGAUAAUUCGGAGAGCCUAGCUAGUGAUUUUUUGGACGAGCUUCGAGCACAUCAUAGAUGUAGUCUUGGAUCGGGAAUUAUCGAUUGUUAUGGUGUUAGUAAAGAUCCAGAAACUAAUCGAUAUGUAAUGGUAAUGCGAUUUGCUGAUCAUGGAAGUUUACGAAAAUAUUUAACAAAAUAUUUUGCUGAAUUAUCAUGGGAUGAGAAAAUUAUAUUAUUUGACCGUAUUGCUAAAGGUCUUCAAGGCAUUCAUGAUUCUGGUUUAGUACACAGAGAUUUUCACAGCGGGAACAUAUUACGGCACGAAAAGCUCGUCUAUGUCACAGAUUUAGGAAUGUGUCGACCAGUAAAUGAGUCUGAGGAUUCGAAAAAAGUUUAUGGUGUACUUCCUUAUGUAGCUCCAGAGGUGUUAAGAGGAGAUUCUUACACGCAAAAAGCAGAUAUUUACAGUCUGGGGAUGAUAAUGUGGGAGAUGUCUUCUAAUGAACCACCUUUUUCUGAUCGUGCCCACGAUUAUUCGCUAGCCAAUGAUAUUUGUAAUGGACUUCGACCUCCAAUCAUUUCCGGAACUCCUAAAGGUUACGUGGCCGCUAUGCUUCGGUGCUGGGAUGCCGAUCCAUCAAAGCGACCAACCGCGGCCGAUUUAUUAAAUGUAUCCGCCAAAUGGCGAUAUCUUUCCGAUGGUAAAGCUCCAUUCCAAGGUCCAAGAACAAAGAAAAUUAAAACUGGAUCAGUGAAGUCGGUUAUCACCAAUUCAGGCGCUGUGCACCCACAAGCUUUCUACACAAGCCGAUUGUUACAUUUUCCACACUUACCUGAACCUAGAAAUUCAGAAACAUUUACACUUUUUGAUCCUACAACUGGAGAAUUACUUACGAUGAUCCGAAAGUCGAGUUCUAAGAGAGAUCCAGCCGGGUCUGCAACUAAUGAUAACAAAGGCAAAGAAAAGGCCAGAGAAGAUUAUCAAACUCAUAAUGGCCGAAGAGAAGUUACUAGAAGUAUGACCCUAGGUAAGGUUGAUAAAGAAAUGAUUGACAAGUUAAAAGCAGAUCGUAGGCAACAUUCACAUUAUCGAUGGUCUUCUAUUAUUAACGAAGUUCCUAGAGAAGUUGAACUUUAUAGAGUAGAUGAAAAAGAGAAACAAUCGUAAAUUUCAAAAUUUCAUAUAUAUAUAUAUGUGUAUAUAUAUAUAUAUAUAUAAAAAUACUAUUCAAAAUAUU
This is a messenger RNA of Rhizophagus irregularis DAOM 181602=DAOM 197198, 1881 nucleotides long. RefSeq lists its product as uncharacterized. NCBI's taxonomy places the organism in Eukaryota, Fungi, Glomeromycota, Glomeromycetes, Glomerales, Glomeraceae. The record is from RefSeq and is a predicted model, not a curated record. Gene Ontology annotation, cellular component: cytoplasm. Gene Ontology annotation, biological process: signal transduction; protein phosphorylation. Gene Ontology annotation, molecular function: protein kinase activity; ATP binding.